Molecule: messenger RNA, 1904 nt
Organism: Pangasianodon hypophthalmus (striped catfish)
Lineage: Eukaryota; Metazoa; Chordata; Actinopteri; Siluriformes; Pangasiidae
Exons: 6
Coding region: 402-896 (164 amino acids)
Source: RefSeq, a predicted model, not a curated record
CCGUGCGCGAUUACGUUCCCUGUUUUGGGAAUUUUAUUUAUGGCACGCGCGUUCUCGACGUGCUCUCUGGCUCUCUAACGCUGUCACCGACUACAAUGUCAAACCUUUUAGGAGUAUCGCGAGCUUCCGUUUUCACGCCAAGGGCAGAAGAUCCGUCGUGAUUUGUUUGUUGAUUUAUUUUUGACCCGAACUGACUUCACUUGAAGGGAUAUUUUGCGCUAAAGUGAUGCUGUCUUCACAAUAAACCAAGCUAAGGUCUAUGUUAGAGCGACGAAGACAGAAAUGGAGGUGACAAGGCGAAGAGACUCCAGUGGCCAGUUCUCUGACAACUCGGACCAUGACUGUGAGGUACAGAGGAAAGCAGCCUGAAGUGUAACGAAUGUGGGAAAAACAGGGCAAUAAUGGCCAGAUACUCAGAGGGCUAUGGCACUGAGGAGGAGUGCGUCCAGUCCGAUCCUCAGCGAGAGAGCGAUGCAGAUGCAGACGUAGAGGAUGCAGACACCAGACUACAGGUCGUGGGCUCUCUCCAGCGAAUCAGCUCUCGGAAACGAAGGCGUCAGCGAGUAACCCGGCAAGACACCACAGAGAGCGAGGAUGAUGGGGGACAGAGCCACAGGAACCACCGCUGGAGUCUGAGAUUGAGUCCCCAUCGCUCACCCAGUAGAACCAUACUAGAGGAAAGUGUUUCUCAGGUCAGGCCGCUGGUGAUUUGUCACUGUAAUCCAGCAGAUACCCCGGCUGCUUCAGACAACCACCCCGAAAAAGGAAAAUGGUCGACGAACAUAUGGCCUUUCUCUCUCUCUUUACCUCUUUUCUUCUUCCUCAUUCUUCUCCCCCUCUUCAUUUCCAUCAUAAUUGUGUUCUUUUCAUUCCUCUUCCCGCUUACUAAUACCUGACCCCCUCUGCAACAGAUACCUCAAGGAAUCAGUUUUUUUGUUGAUACGUAUACUAUGAGAAGCACAAAAAUUGGCCUUGAAACGAAAGUGUAACGUCUGAUACAUGUUAGCUAGAGGAUAUUAGUUGCAUUAAUUAUUUGAACCCUUACGUAAGAGUUUAAAAUACAUUACAUAAUACAUUUUUUUUGUCAGAAUGCUGUAAUUCACUCCUUAUUCCUUUCUGUUAUCUUGACUGAAGUGUCAGUGUGUAAUCACCCACAAUAAUCCAUCGUAUUGCAUUUAUUAAUGGUUAUUUAAAAAAAAAGCAAAAAUCUUAAUUAGAUCAUUAAUUUGCUAUUUAUUACGGCUUGUUAUUAAGUGUCACCAUGAUUGUUUUGAGCUCAGAUGUUAUUUCCUACGCCACCAGUGCGUGUCUGUGUAUAUGUGUACGUAUAGAUGCUCGAGUGUUUGAGAGCCAAAGCAUCACAGUAACAUGAUGCGUGCAUGGAAAGAUUGAACACGGAAACGAAUUACUAUGCAAUGUACAGACAAGUCUUUUAGGGUAUGUUUAUGAUAGAAAAUACACUUUUUUUUUUUUUAAUUUUCAUUUUGUGAAUGCAUGGCUGAAGUAAUAUUAAGCAAACCUCAACGGAUGCAUCAAAUCUGUGAUAAGUGGCAGAGCUUAUUACUUAUUUCGAUUAAGUUUCACAUCAAUGUUAGCAUUAAAGAUUUAAGUGCUAGUUAUGUUUAAGUGAGAAGUACAUUUAAUGUCAUUUUCUUUUCCUCUGUACUGUUUUUUUUUUAAAUGCAUCUUAAUAACAGCCCUGAUGCGAUUGCUCAGGCAUUCCUGUUCAGUAUUAUGUUUAAUGCUAUUAAGUUUGUGCUUUUACAGCUCCACAAGCUCCAUGACGUUUCUGUCUGUGUCACGGUCUCAUGCUUUUCCUCUUAAGCUUUAAAAUGAAAAUGAGGUGUAUGUUUGUGAAAAUUUUGGGUCCAUUUGAACAUAAAUAAAAAUUUGGUUUGAAAGCA